CGGAGAGUUUCUGCUAUUGAUUGUAGACUUGGAAGGUUGCUGGCGCAGACCCAGAGACUCUUCCGGGAAUAUCGGAGGAAGGAGGAACUGGACGUGUCUCUUCAUCCUCCUCCUCAGGGUCAUGAGUGUAUCUGAGGGGGUUGGAGAAGGUUUGAGAGAGUUUUCAGGAUGGAGGUGUAGGGAAGCAGAGCUUGAGGAUCUCUGGACUCGACGCUGAAGGAGCGCGCGCCGGACUUAACACACUUUCUCAGGUUCAUAGCAUGAAAUAAACCCGUCUUCAUCAUGGUUUCCUCGGCGUCAAGCAACGCGACUCCACUUUGCUUCUCCAACAACAGCCCGCCUUUCAUUCACAACCACACCAUCACCUCGGCGUACUUCUCGGCGGUCUUCAGCGGCCUUGGCUUGAGCUCCAAUCUCUUCGCUUUGGUGGUUCUGGCCAAGACGUUCCACCACACCAAGAGCCGAUCGCGCUCCUCGUUCCUGCUCUUCCUCGGCGGAUUGGUGUUCACCGACUUCAUGGGGCUGUUGGUCACCGGGUCCAUCGUGGUGUCCUUCCACAUCACACAUUUCAACUGGCGCCAACUGGACCCUCAUUGCCACUUCUGCAACUUCAUGGGCAUGUCGAUGGUCUUCUACGGCCUUUGUCCGCUGCUUCUCGGCGCCGCGAUGGCCGUGGAGCGAUUCGUAGGCAUCAACCGACCCUUCGCGCGCUGCACCACCAAAUCCAGCAGCAGAGCGUGUUUGACGGUGGUCAUGGUUUGGGUCACGGCCGGCUGCAUCAGUCUCCUGCCGUUGGCCGGAUUGGGAAGCUAUCAUCUCCAGAUCCCUGGUUCCUGGUGCUUCCUCAACAUCAGCUCCAAACCGCUGGAGAUGACCUUCGGUUUGAUCUUCUCGCUGGUGGGUUUGCUGUCGCUAGCCGUGUCGUUCCUGCUCAACACGGUGAGCGUCGUCACCCUACUGAAGGUGUGCUGCGGACAGGACAGUGCUCAACGGAGACGAGACUAUGAAGUGGAGAUGAUGGUGCAGCUGAUUUUAAUCAUGGCCAUCGCCUCCGUCUGCUGGUGCCCUCUACUGGUGUUUAUUGCAGAGACCGUGCUUUCGGGCAGCGAGCUCGACGCUCGCAGCCUGCUUCUCUGGCUUCGUUUUGCGACGGGGAACCAGAUCCUGGAUCCCUGGGUCUACAUCCUAUUCCGACGUGCCAUUCUGAAACGCAUGGCUCCCAAGAUGGACUGGUCCCGCGGCUCCAUCAUCAGCCUCUAUCCUACGCUCUCCACGUCCUUCCGAAAACUCACGCGCGCCUCUCUUGGAGGGACGAUUGACCGUUUGGAUCACAACCGCCGCAAUCCAAACAAAGCCAGACGAGAGGACACAUCUCUACCUGUGCAGAACGCCACUGUGGAGUCUAGUUCCAUUUAGCAUUUAUCUUCUACUUCAUUAAUGAUUCACUGUCUAAUAUGGCGUCCAAAGUAAGACAUGAGCCACCUUUUGAACCCUUCGUGUUUGGAGAGGUUCUCUAGUCGUACAUGUUUGAGAAGUGUAUAUUUGAGCUCUUACGACAUGUCGAACUCACAUGAACUUGGAGAGCGAAGCUGUUGAGGAAAACGUACUGUAGAAACUUGCAGACUUGAGUGGGAAAGUGGGUGGGGCUUGAUUUUUCCAGUUGGCCGGUGAUUGGAUGAUGGAAAGUGACGGUUGGAGGGGGAGGGGUUGAAAAGUAUGCAUGUUUGAUGAUGUAUUGUUGGGGGCGGAGCCUUUGCACAAUAGUGCCCGCCUAUUUUCCAUCAGUUCAUGGAGUUUUUUUGCAUUAAUUUUCCAUUUGUUUAAGAGUUAAACCAAUCCAUGAACCAAAUCAACCAACUAUGAGGUGAAACACAACAUUGCAAACUCUAAAUUUUAAGUAUUUGAAACUAGGACAAUAAGGCAUGAAUGUGUAAUUAAUGGCGUUAAUGAAAACAUGCAGUACGAAUUUCAAGACUUGAGUGAGAAUGUGGGCGGGGCUUGACUUUCCCAGUUGGCUGGUGAUUGGAUGAUGAAAAGUGACAGUUGGGGGGGGGGGGUUGAAAAGUAUGCAUGUUUGAUGAUGUAGCGGAGCCUUUGCAUAAUAUUGUCUGCCUACUUUUUCAGCAGUUCCUGUAGUUAUUCCCAUUCAAUCUUCGUUAAAGGAUUAAACCCAACCAUGAACCAAACCAAUCAGAUACAAGGUGAAUCGCAACAUACUCUGAUUUAAAGCAAAAAAUAAAAAUUCACUGAAAAUUGGACAAAAAGGAAAGAGUGUUUACUCAAUGGCUUUAAUGAAAACUUUUAGUAGAAACCUGUCAGUUUGAGUGGGAAAGUGGGCGGGGCUUGAUUUUACCAGUUGGCCAGUGAUUGGAUGAUUACUGGAGUGGGGGGAUUAAGUUGAAAAAUAAAUAUGUGAUGUAAUUUUGUAGGUGGAGCCUUUGCACAACAGGACCACCCACUUUCAGCGGUUCCUCAAGUGUUUUUCCCAAAGGGAUUUUUUUUAGAGUUAAAUCCAACCAACCAACUAAGAGGUAAAUCACAAAAUUAACUCUGAUUUAAAGCUAAAAUGUAUUGGCAUUUUUGGAAUGGACUUGCUUUGGGACAACAAGGAAAUUGUGGCUCACUUCCCGGACAAACACCCUCCUUUUCCUUUCUGAGAAGUCUAUGAGGACCACACACUUGGAUAAAAUGGCAACAAAGCAGAUUCUGGUUUAUUGCAGGUUUCUUGUCUUUUGAGGAAUCAAACAUGUAUCAUAACAAGCACAAAUGUUAUUAUUAUUGUGCGAGUAGGCAUAAGGUUAGCAUCAGACGCUGUCAGAGUGAAUGUUCUGUUUUGAUUUCUUAUUUAUACUGAAUGUAAACCCAAGCAUUGCUGCAUAAAAAUCAUAAUUCAG
Messenger RNA from Carassius gibelio (silver crucian carp), 2894 nucleotides. Its product is annotated as thromboxane A2 receptor. Gene Ontology annotation, molecular function: thromboxane A2 receptor activity. Gene Ontology annotation, biological process: adenylate cyclase-activating G protein-coupled receptor signaling pathway; positive regulation of cytosolic calcium ion concentration; positive regulation of blood pressure. The coding region runs from base 283 to 1416 and encodes 377 amino acids. The record is from RefSeq and is a predicted model, not a curated record. The transcript has 3 exons. Gene Ontology annotation, cellular component: plasma membrane. Lineage: Eukaryota; Metazoa; Chordata; Actinopteri; Cypriniformes; Cyprinidae.